AUGAUUAUCGGAGCAUUCGCAAUGUUCCUCCUGUGGAGGAGAAAGAAGAAGAACAAUAAAGCAGCAAUCGCAUUGAAGGAUCUAGGAGACGAGAAAGACGACUACCCAUUACGAUCCGUUGACGAUACCGCAAAUCAAGCAGCAUCCACUCACCACGACAUGCCCAAAGGAACUGCUACUGUAGCAUACUAUACCAGCUCGUCCCAAUAUCCACACGAAAUACCCGAAUGGAACGUUGAGAUGGAUGCUACAGAAGCCGAGCGCCAGAGAGUCGCUGGCACACCUGCGUAUCAAGCUCCCAGUCCAGUCAGCCCAGAGAGCGGGGUUGAAGCAGCAGAACUUGCUGGAAUGGCGAGGGUACCGAGGAAACCUAUUGCGCCAGUUGAGCUUGAUAGUACGCCAGUUAUACCAGAGGUGGGGGAUGCGUAUAUACCAUAUCGACCUGGUAGAGAGUAG
This is a messenger RNA of Alternaria atra, 456 nucleotides long. RefSeq lists its product as uncharacterized. Lineage: Eukaryota; Fungi; Ascomycota; Dothideomycetes; Pleosporales; Pleosporaceae. Bases 1 to 456 code for a protein of 151 amino acids. The record is from RefSeq and is a predicted model, not a curated record. The transcript has a single exon.